Clupea harengus (Atlantic herring) is the source of this 1286-nucleotide messenger RNA. RefSeq names its product protein C19orf12 homolog. The transcript has 2 exons. Bases 146 to 559 code for a protein of 137 amino acids. The record is from RefSeq and is a predicted model, not a curated record. NCBI's taxonomy places the organism in Eukaryota, Metazoa, Chordata, Actinopteri, Clupeiformes, Clupeidae.
GAAUGCCCCCAUGUUAAACAAUCGUGUGCUGUAAAAUGUAUAGGCUAUCGAUUGACUAACUUUUGCACUAUCCCAACUAUUUGUUUUUCGACAGCAACCAAGUAAGCGGAAGGUCUCGACAAUCAAAACUUCACAGAGAGUUAAUAUGGCUUCCCGAAUGGACGAUGUUAUGCGUCUAUGCUGUAAUCUAUCGGCAAAUCAGCAGAUGAAGAAUUCUAGUAUAGGUGCUGCCGUUGCUGGGGGGACUGCAUUCAUUGGAGGACUACUUGCAGGCCCCCCAGGACUUGCUGCAGGAGGUGCUGUGGGGGGUCUCCUUGGUUGCUGGAUGACCAGCGGGCAGUUUAAGCCACUGCCACAGAUCAUUUUGGAGCUGCCAUCUCACCAGCAGCAGAAACUCUACUCUGACAUCAUGUCGGCGCUCGGCACAUUGGACUGGACAGACCUAGCGCAGCUGACAGCUCUGGUCAUGGGUAACGCCACACUCCAGCAGCAGGUGGUUGCAACGCUGCUCAGCUACGUCACGAAGGAGCUGAGAGCUGAGGUGCGAUAUGGAGAUUGACCAGCAGGGGACAGCACAGGCAGAGAUGAACUGACAUACUUACCAGACAAAAUGUGACAAUGAUCUCACAGAACAGUUUAAGAUUGCUUAUACGAAGGGGAAAAGAAUGCAGAUAUUUGUAGUGGUUUUUUCCCCCACCAAAAUGCCUUAUCUGAUGAUCUCUUCCACAUAUCCAUGUUCAUAAAUCACCGUGUCCCAUAAAGUGCAUGGAACAGUCAUGUUGGAAACUAAGGAACAGGGUUUGUCUCCUUGGAAAGUGUCAUAAGAGCACUGGUAUAAGCUGUUAGCUUCAUAGUGUCAUGAUGUGAUUUUUAAGGUCCCAUAGGGAUUGUAUGAAACAUUUUUUAAUUCUAAACCAGUGCCUCACACUUCACCAACACCACGUGUGUAGUACCCAACACACAUUAAAGGUUAAAGGGAAACUUUGGGAUUUUUCAACCUGGGCCCUAUUUUAGAUCUUUUUGGGUCCAAAGUACUUUUACUCAGGACAAUUAAGGAUCAAAAUCGGUCCAGUAUUGAGUUCGAACGCUAUAACCGGCAACUGCAAAACAGCUAUAGAAUGUAAUCCAAUAGGGCAAGCAUCUGUGUCAAAGUAAACUGCUUGUUUUUGCCACUGACAGGCUCAUAAUGUUGUUAUAAGUGUCUGGCAACAUGGAGAGGAUUCCUACAGAGAUUCACCUGUGUCUGUUUACCUCAAUAAUUGUAAAAAAAAACCCGGUAGAAAUGA